Messenger RNA from Neoarius graeffei (lesser salmon catfish), 5400 nucleotides. RefSeq names its product phosphatidate phosphatase LPIN2-like. The coding region runs from base 1151 to 3892 and encodes 913 amino acids. Gene Ontology annotation, biological process: triglyceride biosynthetic process; positive regulation of transcription by RNA polymerase II; cellular response to insulin stimulus. NCBI's taxonomy places the organism in Eukaryota, Metazoa, Chordata, Actinopteri, Siluriformes, Ariidae. The transcript is spliced from 19 exons. The record is from RefSeq and is a predicted model, not a curated record. Gene Ontology annotation, cellular component: cytosol; nucleus; endoplasmic reticulum membrane. Gene Ontology annotation, molecular function: phosphatidate phosphatase activity; transcription coactivator activity.
GUGCCCAAACUUUUGCAUGCCACUGUAUGUAUAAUAAUUGCCAUUAUUGUCCCCUUGCUACUUUAAUAGGGGCAACAUCUGUGACCCAUCUUUCUAUUUUCUCAGCUAAGAAAUUCAGCUAUUAGUCCAAACGCAACUACAAUUCAGCCACCGAAAAGGCAGUUCACUGAAGGGGAAAGGAUGUGGGGCAUGAAAGACAUGCAGUUAGUUUUGGUAUUGGUUAUUUUCACUUCACAUCUAUCUAUGCGCUAUGCUUUGCUUAUCUACAAAGCAAAGCAUAGCGCACAGUGAACUUUGACCUGUAAAUUCACAAACCUUGGUUCUUUUGAAUCAAUAGAAAACCAGUGGCUGGGAUGAUGGUCUCUCCUCGGUAAAAUUGCAGGGAAUUUUUCAUCAUUUUAGAAAUAGUAAUAGUAACAGUUUUUGUGGUAAAAUUGAUUUCCUUGUUUGCAGUGCUGGCACCUCUGGCGCAAUAAUGUCUGUCCACAAAAAAUUUGCAGUGUAUAAGCCUGAGAGAAUGAGUAUUGAGUAGAACUUGUGGAGAAGUCAACUGUACUGUGUGACAUGUUUGUGAAAUAUAUGACAAGUGCUGACACGGGAAAUACUACAGCACAAAAAUGUCCAUAUUUUAUCUUUCAUGUGAACAGUAAUACCCUGGUAACAGUCCAUUCGUGACUUACUGAAUUACUGACAUUUGGGCAAUGAAUGAAAUAGAAAUAUUGCUCUCAACCUUUUUCUGACGUAUUUUCACAUUUUUCUACAUUUUACUUGACCUUAACCUACAGUUCACCAGCUUUGAAAUAGCCCACAAGCUACUCAAAAAGUCGGCCUACUAUUAAAAACAUUUGAACAUACAAUAUAUCUCCAUCAGAAAAAACACAUUUUAAAACAGGUCAACAACCAACAUGAUGUAUAAAGUACGUAAAAGAAUACAACACUGGUUUGCUUAUAAGGGAUAGACUGAUGUGUUUUAGUUAAUUUGUACUUUAUAAAAAUUAUUUUGUGUGGGGUUUUUUGUGCGUGUGUUUCUGGAUCUCUCAUGACUUGCAGGGCAAACAAAUAGUGAGCAGAGAUUUGCAUUGAGAAGCUUCUACUCUACCAGUUCCCAUGUUUAAAAGUCUCUCUAACUGUUUCUGUCUCUGUUUCUCAAAUGGUGAGGAUGAACUAUGUGGGCCAGUUGCUGGGGACAUUCAGGGAGCUGUAUAAAGGCCUAAAUCAGGCUACUCUUUCUGGCUGUAUUGAUGUGGUGGUGGUGAAACAGCCCGAUGGAUCUUUCCAGUGCACACCAUUCCAUGUCCGCUUUGGGAAGCUGGGAGUGCUGCGCUCCAGAGAGAAAGUGAUUGACAUUGAGGUUAAUGGGUCACCAGUAGACCUGCAAAUGAAGCUGGGUGAUAAUGGAGAGGCUUUCUUCGUCCAGGAGACCCAACGUUCUGAUGAAUUGGUCCCUGCUCAUCUGGUCACUUCACCGAUCCCAACUGAAGAACCAGAGCUGUGGGUCCCUGACUCUCACGUGUGUGACUCAUCAAAUGAGAAUGGAGUAACAGAGGAUGGAGGGAGUAUCAUGAUGAAAAAGAAGAAAAGAAGAAAAAGAAAACACAAAACAACUGAGCAGAGGAGAGAAGAGUCAGAGAUGCCAUCGGUUUGUGCACAGAGGGAUUCUGCUGAACUCAGACAGCAUCUGCCUUCUUGCUACAUCGAUAACUACCCACUGUCUGAUGGAGACUGGACUCCAGACAGUAGGAGGGUGUCAGAGCCCAGCUCUCCUAAGAGUGACUCAGAACUGGUAAUGAGGUCAUCCGAAAAGGUCAUCCUCCAUCACAACCAUAUGCAGUGGACAUGGGGAGAACUUCCAGAAGCCACCAAGUUAAGUUGUAGAGAAUGGGUGGAGCCUUUGAAGACGGUCAGCAUUACACCAACAGACCGUACUCACUUUCGGGUCAUUGACAGCAUAAAAUCCAUGGCAACAAGGAUAGAGCAGAGAAAGGAAUCUGUUCAAGCAAUCAUCAAACCCCAGCCUCAGCCUCCCACCUCCAAACAAGAACAUCAGCUACAGCCACAAUCCACAACAAACCAAGGAGUCAUUAAAAUAAACAAACUAAUAUAUUUUCCACAUGGAUCAGAACAUUAUAGUACUGGACCUGACUCUGAUCCUCAAACACAAGCAAACGAAUUGGAGUCUUAUAUCUACAAAUCACAAACUCAUGUGCAUCACAUCGAGGGUCAGACAUGCAGACUGGACCAACACACAUCCAAAGCUGAACAGUAUACCUCAAAGUCAGAUUCUUCAGUGUCAAACCCUGAUUUUACUGGUUCAAUGGAGGGAGGCCAGUUUCCUGUGUGUGUGCCUCAGACUGCUGACGCUUGUCUGGCGGGGGACAAACCAGAUGCAACCUGCAAACAGAAAGGAGUGAGGAAAAGGAGUCAGCAUCAGGGUCCAGAGGAUAUCUACCUGGAUGACCUCACUGCUUUAGAGCCACAUGUUGCAGCUCGCUACUUCCCUAAAAGUGGGUCAGUGGAGCAGUGGGAGGAAGGGUGUGUUCGAUCUGGUUCUCCUCAGUCAGUGGGCAGUACAGCCACAGACAGUGGGACAGAAUGUCUGUCUGACUCCACACUGGACCUGCCAAGCAUAUCCCUGUCACUCUGCGGAGGCCUUGGAGACAAUGCUCAUGUUAAUAAGGAGAAGUUCUUGGAACAUAUCGUCACCUAUCAGCAGUUUGUUGACAACCCAGACAUCAUCAACAACCCAAAUUUGGUUGUAAGAAUUGACAACAGAUACUACAACUGGACUCUGGCUGCUCCACUCAUUCUCUGUAUGCAGGCCUUUCAGAAAACUCUGCCCAAGGCAGCUGAGGACACCUGGGUGAAACAGAAAAUGCCAAAGAAGACGAACCGCUGGUGGUUCUGGAGGAAGAACAGUGUACAGCAGUCAGAGACCCAACACCUGGCAUUCAGUGGAAACCUGCACCAUUAUCAGGACAGCCCUGAUCCACAGCAAAUGGCAGCAGCAGACUCGUCCACUGAUGAAGACUCUAAGGAGGUGAACACAGCCGAAUGUGUUGAGCGCAUACAAGCAGCAGGCCAUAAACACACACACUCCUACAAGAAAUCAUUACGGCUCUCAUCAGAUCAGAUUGCAAGUCUGGGCCUUAAGGAGGGGCCGAAUGAUGUGGUGUUUAGUAUCACAACACAGUACCAGGGCACAUGUCGAUGUGAGGGCAGCAUCUAUCUAUGGCAUUGGAAUGACAAGAUUGUCAUCUCUGACAUUGAUGGCACCAUCACUAAGUCUGACGUUUUAGGACAUUUCCUUCCACAGUUUGGAAAAGACUGGACACAUCAGGGCAUUGCUAAGCUCUACCACACUAUUCAUGAGAAUGGCUACAAGUUCUUAUACUGCUCAGCACGUGCGAUUGGGAUGGCUGAUAUUACUAGAGGAUAUUUACAAGGGGUUAAUGACAGUGGUGUCAUUUUACCACCAGGGCCUCUCAUGCUCUCACCGAGCAGCCUGCUUUCGGCUUUCCACAGGGAGCUGAUUGAGAAGAAACCAGAGAAGUUCAAGAUUGAGUGCUUAACUGACAUCAGAAAUUUGUUCCUUUCAAACUCUCAACCUUUCUACGCAGCCUUUGGCAACCGCAGCAAUGAUGUGUUUGCCUACAAGCAGGUGCAAGUUCCUACAAGUCACAUAUUCACAGUAAACCCUAAAGGAGAGGUCAUUCAGGAGCUGACCAAAGGCAACAAGACAUCAUAUAAUCACCUCAGUGAGCUAGUGGACCACAUUUUCCCUUUGGUUGGCAAAGAGCAAAGUGCUGCUCUGAAUUAUCCAAAAUUCAGUUCCUUCUGCUACUGGAGGCAGCCUGUUGCUGAGAUUAGUCAGGAAGACAUCCUGUUACUCUGAUUGGUGGAGACCUGAAUUAAUUUUAGCUAAAUCACAGUUACUGUUUAUAAUUAUUCAAACAUUUUAAGCAUAAAAUUGCUGAACAGAAAAACGAUCAAUAUUUAGAAUUUAUUCAAAUAUAUUGAAGAUUUCUUAUGAGAUUACAACAAAAUUACAACAAGACUCCACAUGUUCAUCAAGACUCCCACUGUCAAGCCCAGUGGCCAUCAGCUGGAUCAUAAGGCCUGGGCGCAACUGAAUUGUAUACACACUGGCUGUUGCAGGACUCGCGCAUUCCUUAAAUCCAUUGGUGCGUGCGAUAACCAUACCUGCAAAUGUGGUUUGCCACAGACAUUGCAGCACUUAAUCCAUGCCUGCCCAACCUUGCGACCCCCAAACAGCCUGGAAGGUCUAAUAGAACUUGACACCGAUACAGCCAAAUGGCUCAAGAGCAUCCCCGUUUGACAAGAGGUUAAACAAACGAUGACGACACAAAAUCUACAAUUAUUAAACCUAUUUCUAGACACGAGUAUUAAGUUUAAGCCUGAAAUUGCUUUAAGCUCACAUUCACACCAAUGGGCAAUUUAGAGUAGCCAGUUGACCUAAUCCUCAUAUUUUUGGACUGUGGGAGGAAACCGGAGUGCCCGGAGGAAAAACCACGCAGGCACAGGGAGAACAUGCAAACUGCAAACAGAAAAGCCACGAGGUUCAAACCCAGAACCUUCCUGCUAUGAGGUAACAGGGCUAACCACUACACCACCCUAUACAGAAUUUACUUUAGACAAACUGACCUAUAUAAAAGUAACUUUAUUUGAUAUUUUUUGUAGCAUGUAUAGUAGGUCUCAGCUAAAAGCCUCAUGUCUGCAAGUGUGGAGCAGCCUCAUGGCUCCAGGGCCUCCAGUUUGAGCCUAAGCUCAGGUUAUGGUCUGUGUUGAGUUUUGCAUGUCCACUCCAUGUUGGUGCGAGUUGACUCCAGGUUCUCUUGAUUCCUCCCUCCUCACAAUAAAUAAAUAAAUAAACAAACAUAUGCCAGUUAGUUGACUUACCAUCACAAUCAGUGUGUUAUUGUGUUUUGUCUGUAAUUUUCCAUAUUUCUAUCCCAUUUAACUGGCCUGUCUGUGUAAUGCUGCUGAUUAAACUGAUUAUGUUGUGAAAGUGGAGAGAUGAAUUAUGUUAAUAAGUCAGUUAUAAAUAAUACUAGCUGCCCCACUGUAAGACAAAUUUUGAUAAUGUACAUAUAUUUUUAUUUCACUUUAGACCAAGUCUUAAAAAAAAAAAAGUCACAGGAGACUAUAAAAGGCUUUAUAUGAAACUGGAAGCUUGUUUACACAUUGGUUUGUAGAAUAGUCUGUAGUCGGAUAUUUAAAAAAAAAUUGCUCCAAUUUAAAGUUUGCUCAAGCUAUAAGCUUUAUUAGAAAGAAAUGUAAUCCAUCACAUUUUAAAAUGAUGUACAGCAGGGUUUUUUUUAAAUGUCUUUACUUUUUGUAUUUGGCUUUCAUACUGAGAUUGCCGGAAAAAAAUUUAUUUAU